AUGAAUGUGUUCUUGAGCCUUCCUAGCCAUGAGCUUGAACUCUACACCGAUCUGGAGCAGCUGCAGCUGGAGCUGAGACUUGGUAGGAGCCGAACGAAGCGAAAGUUCGAAGAUUUGACCAAAGAUCUGAGCUUCUUGGAAGGACAAAGCGCGGGACUGGCAGAGGAGCUGCACAAGACCAGCUCCCAACUGUCGCGCGAGGAGUCCCUGACUCGCCGGAAUGAGGAGCUGACGCAAAGCAAUGAAGAGCUUCGAUGCCAGCUGCUGUUGUUGCAAAGCAAAGAAGAUGGCCCGCAUCCAACUCGGGAUGGACCACGGAAUGAGAAGAGACGAAGUGAUACGCAAUCACCGACCUCUGCUUGCUGGGAGUUCCUGGCACACAAGCCAGACGGUUGGUCGCCUAUCGAAGCUGAGGCGACAAAGGUGAUCGAGCGGGCAUACCAGAUACACAGAGCAGAUUGUCAAGUUCAGAUCCACCGUUACCUGUAUCGGGUUGAUCUGAGAUCUUUCACUCAACAGAACACAGAAACCGGCAAAAUGCGGCAGCUUCGAAGGCUUGCGGCGCUCACGGAUAAUUCCCAAGAGGAGCGGGAAAGCCGCGAGCACAAGGAGAAAGAGCUAGGCUUGUCGCGGGUUGAAUGGGAGAGGUCAACCUUUCUCCGGCGGCGCCUAGAGACGCAGUUAGCUGACGCAGAGGAGGCAUGCAAGAAAACGGAGGUUGAACGGGACAAGUUGGAGCGCGAAGCAUGGGAGGCGGAAGGCCUUCGGCAGGAACUGGUGCAGCAGCUCGCUGACUCUCAGGAGGCAUGCAAGAAAAAGGGGCUUGAGCGUGACAGGUUGGAGCGUGAGGCAGAUGAGGCUGCGAGCCUCAGGCUCCAGCUGGAAAAGAAGCUUGCUGAUAAUCAGGAGGUGUGCGAAAAGAAGGAGAUCCAGGUGGCUGAGUUGCAGGCAAAAUCAGCUGAGCUUGAGCUCCAACUCAAGGUUUUCAGGGAAGUCUCGAAGCUCAAAGCAGCACAGAUUUUGUCUGCGCUGUCUGACGUUUCCACGCUAGCUGCAGACAUGCUUUUGCGGACCAUACCCGAUCGCCAUCCGAAGUACGAUGCCGUGCAUGAUCUCUUCGUCGCCUCCAUGACAAGCCAUCGAGCAAGCUUUCGUUCCAGCAGUUGGUCGAGUCCACCCGAUGUGAACGUAACUCGCAUCUGUGAGGUUGCCAAUCCGACAAGGCAGAAGCUCUAUGAAACUGCCCGGGCUGAGGAAGUAUUCCAGAGAAAUAAGCAGGGCUGUAAUCCUAUUCCGAACAUCACGGCCUUCAAAUGUACUGUCGAGCCGGGUUGCACCGAUUUAAAUGAGCAUCUGCUCUUCCAUGGCUGCCCGCUUCACCUUGUGGAGGAUAUUGCGAGACGAGGGCUCGAUCCCCGGCGAGGUGGAGAAGCUGUCGGCUCCAUGUUUGGCAGAGAAGCGUACUUUGCACAGAAUGCCUCCAAAUCGGAUCUAUACACCACAUGCGACUGCUGCGGAAAAUGCUCCCACAAAGAUUGCUGGCAUGCUGCCGGGGAGCGGUGCAUUCUUCUGGUUCGCGUGCUGCUCGGCGAGAGCUGUUCAGUGACGGACCAGGCGGUGUCUGACUGCAUCAGGGCCCCUGAGCGCCCGGAUGGUGAGCUUUACGAGUCCAUCACAGCACAGGCGAAGGACAACGGCGGGCGAGUGGACCACAUGGAGUUUGUCAGUUUCGAGAAGCAGCUGAGUUUAGUGCAAUACCUGGUCUACUAUCGCCAUAGAGAGCAUUGUAGCUGCCACAACUGUGGGCAACGCCGCAUGCGAGCGAUGCUUUUCAAAACCCUGUGCGGCCAGCCUUAUGGAGGGGAUGGCAUCUUGGCGUCUUAG
This is a messenger RNA of Symbiodinium sp. CCMP2592, 1884 nucleotides long. The record is from the annotation of a GenBank genome assembly. Lineage: Eukaryota; Dinophyceae; Suessiales; Symbiodiniaceae.